Lathyrus oleraceus (garden pea) is the source of this 984-nucleotide messenger RNA. RefSeq lists its product as uncharacterized. NCBI's taxonomy places the organism in Eukaryota, Viridiplantae, Streptophyta, Magnoliopsida, Fabales, Fabaceae. The coding region runs from base 1 to 984 and encodes 327 amino acids. The transcript has a single exon. The record is from RefSeq and is a predicted model, not a curated record.
AUGGAUAUCAAUGUUAUAUGUAUCUUUCUGAUUCAAAAUCUAGUUCUUACUUUGCUCAUAGAUACCUACUAUUUUAUCCAUCACAGAACAGAGAAGAACGAAGGAAUUGUUAUGUGUUGUGCGCCUUUAUUGUACUUGUGGUUUAUUUCGAACUUGUCGCAGUCCAGCGUAUUCACGGAUAACAAGAAGCGUUUGAGGUGGUCUCAGAGGAUCAUGUCUCUCACCAAUGCAAAUGUGACUUGGUAUUCUAGAGUUAAUGAUGACAUGAAGAUUAUUGACAGUUGUCGUGAAUUCCCUAAUAUACCUCUUCUUGGUACAAAAGGAUGUAUCAACUACAAUCCAAUUUUGGCUCGAAGUCAGCUUGGGUACGCUAUGAAGGAUAAACCAAGCAAUAUUCUAUUGGAAGGGUUCUUAAUUCAAGAAGUUGUUGAUAUCAAGGGAUUAAAGGAGAAGAUAGUCCGCGUCUGGAAUAAGAUUCACAUGAAAGGAAAUGAUAAAUUAGGAAAUAGAGAUUGUGUUGCCUUGGAGCCUUACACUCAGUGGGUGCAAGCAAGAGUUGCUAAGAUCAAGAUGCCUUAUCCUCCUGAAGAACCUAUGUUCUCUAAAGUCAUAAGACUCAUUCCUGUUCCAGUUGAAUAUCUGAAAGGACUCCAAGUUGCUUUAGCUCGGCUGAAGCAAGAAAGAGAUGCUUGGGAGAGCAAGUUUCAUGUUUCAAAUGCGAAAAAGUUAGAACUACAAAGGAAAUUUAAGGAGAAAGAUUAUAUGCUUCACCAGAAGGACGGUUUGAUUGAACAACAUGGAAAGAAAAUGAAUAGGGAGCAAAAGGCUAGGUCUGGUGCUUGGAAAGAUGUUAUUGACAAGAUCUUGAAAGAAAAAGCUGACAUGCAGAUUGCUUUUGAAGCUCAGAUCAAGAAGCUCAAGAGGAAGUCGCAACAUGGAGAAGGAUCUUCUUUAGUUAUGGUUCCCUCAGAUUCUAGGCCUUAG